This is a messenger RNA of Durotheca rogersii, 2049 nucleotides long. RefSeq lists its product as uncharacterized. The record is from RefSeq and is a predicted model, not a curated record. Lineage: Eukaryota; Fungi; Ascomycota; Sordariomycetes; Xylariales; Xylariaceae. Bases 505 to 1923 code for a protein of 472 amino acids. The transcript has a single exon.
GCGCGCGCGAGGGAUGUAUGUAACUGAAAAGAUGUCCUGGUCACCUACCUGGUCUCUAUGGAUGUCUACGUCCCUCUGCCCCCCUCCUCUUCUACUUUCAUCAGGCUUUUUUGCUCGACUAGAAGUGUCAAGGGUCGCAGCCGAACUCUAAUUCCACGUUCUGCUUGAAGUUUCUUCGUGUCUGUUCGCUGGGGUAAGGAUCCCAGUUGUGCACCGGGUGAGCAAAGUCGCCCCCUCGAACCCUGAGUGACGAUGCUUCGACAGCCUCGGACAGUUUCCAGUGAUCUGGGCUGCUCAUCUUCAACUCUAAAUGGACGAGAGGGGGCAUCUAGAUAGGGACCGAGCAAGGAACGAAACUCAGACCGACUCCCUUAUUCUUCAAUUGCAACCACCCUCUCUCCCACACGCUCACGGCGUCCCCAUUCACUCGACAUCCUUCCCUCUAUUAGGACGGAACCGCCACGGUUUACUACAGGUGACUUAUUAGGUGGCAGGGGGAAAAGCAUGACAGAUAUGCCAGGUCGAACCUCCCCUGACGGCGUGCCCUUACGCUCGUCUAGGAGUUGGCCAGCUCCCCACGCCGUGACGAACUCGGCAUCAAGACCACCCUCAGAGCCUACAGAAGCAACCGAAACACACAGCGUUGGAGGAACCGAGAUGUGCGCAACGCAGACCGAGGAGACUAAUGCUGGUGUGAUCUCGGCUUUACGCGACGAAGUUCGGAAGGCCCAGGCCCAAUUCUACAAUGAGCGUAUAUUCACCAAGAUACUCUCGCAACAGGCACGCGAGAUGAGCGACCUCACGCAGACGCAGCAUAGCGAGAUCAGGAGACAAGAAGAAACUAUCAAGAAUUUACGACAGUGCCUAGAUAUCCUGCAAGGAGGUACCGAACACAUACAGAACGGAUACUACAACAUUCAGAAGACGCACCCGAAUCGAGUAAUAAACGGCAACAAAUCUGGAGAGGCGACGAGGGUUAGGAUAAAUCCACUCGAGGAGAGGUUUUCCGAGUUAGUCAGGGAGAAGGAGGAAUUGCAAGUUCAACUAGACCGCGAGCGAGAGGUGACGCGAAUUCAGGCUUCCCGAAUUGCCAAACUCGAGAGCGAAGCAGCUGCCGUGCCAGUCGACGUCCCACCUAAGCUCUGGGCCGUGCAACUCCAAACGGCCCAGACCAGGCGGCAGAAGGAGGAGUCGGAGGAGAUGCGGGAGAGCCUGAGCAAGUUCGAUCAGGAUGGAUCUGUCAGCCGGGACAACGAAGUCCCAUCGGACCUCGACGUGAAGGCCAGCUGCCGCCAUGUCGGAAAGGCUGCUGCCGAUGGUCAGAGUGACGGCAAGGUGGCCUGUCCCGAGGUUGCGUCGAGAGAUCCUCUCGCGGUGCCCGGGGAAAAGAAACAAGAACAGAGAGAAGGCGAGGACGGCUGCUUGGAUGCCGGCGCGGAGCUUGCCGGCUGCUAUCCACCCCAGCGGGUGCACGCCAGGGUGGCGGCUCCGUCGUCACCACCACUUCCGCCUGCGCGUGCCGUCUCGCAGCUCCCGUCGUCCGUCUCGCCCAUCGAGGGGAACCCUAGCCCCCAUCAUCGCCCCGAGUCUCUCGUUACUCAGUCGCGUCCGCACCUAGACCUGGGUAUAGGGUCCCUGGCCUCUGGCCUCGGGCCACGCAGUUGGGUCGGGACCCCAGACCCGGGCCGCGUAAGACGCGAGGGAGACGAAGAAGAGGAGCGGACGCGAUCGGAUUCCGGCGGCGACGCUGAGCCCGCUUCCCGGCGAGGUCUAUGGCUCGGUUGUCUGGCGGCAGGUCGAAGAUACCUCCCGCCGGCAUGGCCGCUGGUAUUGCUGGGGGGCUUCCUCGCUGCGCUGCGUUUUGCCUUACCUUACCCUACCUCCCCUUUCUUGCUCAUCUAUGGUCGAGGAUUAAAGAGAUAGUGGGGGCGGGGGGGAAGCUAUCCUGAAAGAUAUGAUUAAAUAAAAUCAGCCGCUCUUUUUUGGUUUUCUAUUUUAUUUUUUUCAUCGUCCCCCUUUUCAUAUACCUACAUACCCAGUCGUACGCCG